Elgaria multicarinata webbii is the source of this 5023-nucleotide messenger RNA. RefSeq names its product sperm antigen with calponin homology and coiled-coil domains 1 like (gene SPECC1L). Gene Ontology annotation, biological process: actin cytoskeleton organization. Lineage: Eukaryota; Metazoa; Chordata; Lepidosauria; Squamata; Anguidae. Gene Ontology annotation, cellular component: microtubule organizing center; filamentous actin. The transcript is spliced from 16 exons. Bases 130 to 3486 code for a protein of 1118 amino acids. The record is from RefSeq and is a predicted model, not a curated record. Gene Ontology annotation, molecular function: protein binding.
CUGAGCCGCCGGUCCGAGAGGCGCCGCUCCGGCCCCCGACUCGCCUCGGCUCGCCCGGAAGGAACUGGAGCAGGAGCAGGCGGCGCAGUCCGAUUUGUUCGUAAAUGCAUAUCAAACAGGUAGCCAAGAAUGAAGAAAGCAAGCCGGAGCGCUAGUUCAGCGCCCAAAGUGCCUGGGAUAAAUAAAAUACAAACCGUGGAAAAAGUCAAACCAGAAACCAAUUUCACAGUAUCUGCAGUAACAAAACUCUCAAAAACAGGGACAGCAGCAUCAUUAUUGAAGACCAAGAGCAAUGAUGACCUUUUAGCUGGGAUGGCUGGCGGGGUUGCUAUGAGCAACGGUGUCAAGGGAAAGAAGAGCACUUCCAUUUCCACAGCACCUUCCACUGCAGGGACCACCAUGAACAAUCUGGAUAAUAAAUCUAAGUCUGUUGCAGCUACAAAUUCUGCAGCUAAACGUAGCACUUCAUCUGGAAAUAAAGAGUCCAGCUCUUCUCGGGAAAGAAUUCGUGACCGUUCCCGGCUGACCCAGAGCAAAAAAUUGCCAUUGAUUGGGCAGACAAGCAAUGAUGCAGUCCUUACAAAACGUUCCCGCAGCCGUACUAACCCAGACUCUGAUGUCCGAAUGAGCAAGUCUAAAUCAGACAAUCAGAUCAGUGACAAAGCUGUUCUGGAAGCCAAAGUGAAAGAUCUUUUGACUUUAGCCAAAACGAAAGAUGUUGAGAUCUUACACCUGAGGAAUGAGCUCCGAGAGAUGCGUACUCAGCUAGGCCUUAAUGAAGAUCAAUUUGAGAGAGACGAAAAAGCUGAGGAAAAAGAAACCAUUGUUGUCCACCAGCCAACUGAUGUAGAGUCCACAUUGCUGCAGUUGCAAGAGCAAAAUACUGCCAUCCGAGAGGAGCUCAACCAGUUGAAAAAUGAGAAUCGGAUGUUGAAGGAUAGGCUAAAUGCAUUGGGAUUUUCUCUGGAGCAAAGGCUGGAUAACUCUGAAAAGCUAUUUGGCUACCAGUCUUUGAGCCCAGAAAACACAGCUGGAAGCCAUAGUGAUGGUGGAGGCACCCUUACUUCCUCAGUAGAAGGUUCUGCCCCUGGUUCCAUGGAAGAUCUUUUGAGUCAGGAUGAGAACACCUUAAUGGACAAUCAACACAGUAACUCCAUGGAUAACUUGGAUAGUGAGUGCAGCGAAGUUUAUCAGCCACUCACUUCAAGUGAUGAUGCCUUAGACGCUCCAUCAUCUUCAGAGUCUGAGGGUGUGCCAAGCAUAGAAAGGUCAAGGAAAGGGAGUAGUGGCAAUGCCAGUGAAGUGUCUGUGGCUUGUUUGACAGAACGGAUACACCAGAUGGAAGAGAACCAACACAGUACAGCAGAAGAACUUCAAGCAACUCUUCAGGAACUUGCAGACUUGCAGCAAAUUACUCAGGAGUUGAACAGUGAGAAUGAAAGACUUGGAGAGGAAAAGGUUAUUCUUAUGGAAUCCUUGUGUCAGCAGAGUGAUAAAUUGGAACACUUUAGCCGACAAAUUGAGUAUUUCCGCUCUCUUUUGGAUGAGCAUCACAUAUCUUAUGUUAUUGAUGAAGACAUGAAAAGUGGGCGCUACAUGGAGCUAGAGCAACGUUACAUGGACCUUGCAGAGAAUGCACGUUUUGAAAGAGAGCAACUUCUUGGUGUCCAGCAGCAUCUGAGCAACACUUUGAAGAUGGCAGAACAAGAUAACAAGGAAGCGCAGGAAAUGAUAGGGGCACUGAAAGAACGAAAUCACCACAUGGAACGAAUUAUUGAAUCAGAACAGAAAAGCAAGACCACUCUAGCUGUCACUUUGGAUGAGUACAAAGCCACAGUAGCCAGUGACCAGAUUGAGAUGAACCGGCUGAAAGCCCAGCUGGAGCAUGAGAAACAGAAAGUAGCUGAGCUGUAUUCCAUACACAAUUCUGGUGACAAAUCAGAUAUACAAGACUUGCUAGAGAGUGUCAGGCUUGACAAGGAGAAAGCAGAGACGUUAGCCAAUGGCCUACAAGAGGAGCUAGCUCAUACACGUAACGAUGCAAAUCGCCUGCAAGACACCAUUGCAAAGAUAGAAGAUGAAUAUAGAGCUUUCCAAGAAGAAGCAAAAAAACAAAUUGAGGAACUGAAUAUGACCUUAGAAAAGCUUCGGACAGAGUUGGAGGAAAAAGAAACAGAAAGAAGUGAUAUGAAGGAAACCAUAUUUGAAUUGGAAGAUGAAGUGGAGCAGCAUCGAGCUGUGAAACUCCAUGAUAAUCUCAUUAUUUCUGAUUUGGAGAAUACUGUUAAAAAGCUUCAAGACCAAAAGCAUGACAUGGAAAGAGAGAUCAAGACUCUGCACAGGCGGCUCAGGGAGGAAUCUGCAGAAUGGCGGCAGUUCCAGGCUGAUUUGCAGACUGCCGUGGUCAUAGCCAAUGAUAUAAAAUCUGAGGCCCAGGAAGAAAUUGGAGACUUAAAGCGCAGACUGCAUGAAGCUCAAGAGAAGAACGAAAAACUCACAAAAGAGUUGGAAGAAAUAAAAUCACGCAAGCAAGAAGAAGAGCGUGGCCGAGUUUACAACUACAUGAAUGCUGUAGAAAGAGACUUAGCUGCUCUGAGGCAAGGAAUGGGGUUGAGCCGCAGAUCGUCCACUUCUUCUGAGCCCACACCCACUGUCAAAACUCUCAUCAAAUCCUUUGACAGUGCCUCGCAAGUUCCUAGUCCUGCUGCAGCUACGAUUCCUCGUACCCCACUGAGCCCAAGUCCUCUGAAAACUCCACCAGCAGCUGCAGUAUCACCAAUGCAGAGACAUUCCAUAAGCGGACCAAUAUCUACUUCUAAACCACUUACAACUCUGUCAGACAAAAGGCCAAGUUAUGCAGAAAUCCCAGUUCAAGAUCACUUGCUGAGAACUUCCUCAACCAGCAGACCAGCUUCUCUGCCAAGAGUUCCUGCUAUGGAAAGUGCCAAGUCUAUCUCUGUGUCUCGACGAAGCAGUGAAGAAAUCAAGCGAGACAUCACUGCUCCUGAUGGCGCGUCUCCAGCCUCUCUCAUAGCUAUGGGGACCACUUCACCACAGCUGUCCCUUUCGUCUUCCCCUACGGCGUCCGUCACCCCUACGACGCGCAAUCGAAUACGGGAGGAAAGAAAAGACCCUUUGUCUGCUCUGGCAAGAGAGUACGGCGGUUCCAAGAGAAAUGCUCUCCUGAAGUGGUGCCAGAAGAAGACAGAAGGCUAUCAGAAUAUUGAUAUCACUAACUUCAGCAGCAGUUGGAAUGAUGGGUUGGCUUUCUGUGCCGUCCUCCACACUUACCUGCCUGCUCAUAUUCCCUAUCAAGAGCUGAACAGUCAGGACAAGAGAAGAAAUUUCACUCUGGCUUUCCAGGCAGCUGAAAGUGUUGGCAUCAAAUCCACUCUGGACAUUAAUGAGAUGGUACGAACGGAGCGUCCAGACUGGCAGAAUGUCAUGCUGUAUGUCACAGCGAUCUACAAAUACUUUGAAACCUGAGAGGCUGAAGGUGAGGAGGAAGCAGAAACCCAACCUGACCCACUAAGCGUGGCUGGCAUCUUCCACAUCUCUGGACCUCUCAUGGAGCUCUAAUGGACCUUUCGGAGUGGCUUUGGGGGACAUGGUUUUGUUACCACAGCGCUUGGGUAAAGCCAAAUAGCUAAGUGCGCUGGAUUAAAUGAUUAGCCUGAGAAGCCUGAACUUUAAGAAUGAUCUUGUAAUGCCGAGUGUCACAAGCUUUCAUACUUCUGUUGGAGGAAUGUGAACUGAGUGGAUGCUACAGAAAAGCACAGCUGAAAUUUCAGAGGAGGAGAGAUCUGUGUGUCUGCAUCACAAUGACAUUUCCUCCUAUAAAGUGCCCCUAAGGGUAGGAUGAAUGCUCUACUCGUGACACCUCAACACGGCACCCCCAAGUACUGGGGGAGGGCCCCCUCUUCAUCGUAACCUAGCGAUUGCCUUAUUCCACCUCCUGAAAGUGCACAAUUAUUAUGGGAAGUCUGGGGUUGCUUUUUCCUCUGUCAAGUUCACCUGACGGAAGAUGGUGUCCAAUCUGGAGCCCCCUCAGUCAACAAAACAAAGCAAAGCAAAUGACCCUCUUCAGCUCUAGGGCCUGUGUUUAAGCCUACCUCUGCCCCACUGUCAACACAGCUUCCAACUUUAUUACUGGGUGAGCUCUAGCAUAGCACACGUGAUUCCAAAAUUGAAGAUAUUACCAUAUGUAGAUGAGUUGAUAAUUUGUGCUUCCAGAAGAAUUUUCUUUCUGUGGAUUUUUCUUUUCUUUUGCCUUCUAGUCAUGUUUGGCAAAGUGUAACCUUUCCUUUUGCAGAAGUUUAAAUGAAAAUAUUAUUUUGGCCAUUGGAUAGGGUAAGCUCCUAUUCAGAAGAACUUUCAACAGUUGGCAAUAAUAGUUUCUUGCUCCUGUGACCUACAGGUAGCUCUGCAGUGUGUUCUGCCCUGCCAAGAGCUGCUUCUGCUUCCACCUCUGCUGGGUGUAUUUAAACGGGGUUUCUGUGGAUUUCCCUUGCGGGACUUAUUUAAAUUAAUGGACCAGGUGUAGCAGGAGCGCUCUGUAGAUUAUGCCCAUUUGGCUAAAAUUGGCUUCCUAUAAACCUAGUUUGCAGUGUGGGAUGAAUGCUUGUGAGAGAAGAAAAUGCAAAGUUCUGGAUGCUUGUAUUGUGGUUUUGAAUCCAUGUGGCACAAUUCUUGGGGUGAAAAGCAUUCAAACAAGUGCCUUAUUUGGCCCUGCAUUAAGAGAAGCUGCAGCUUCAGGGCCCUGUACAGAACAAAAAGACCUAACAGCUGCUACAACAUCCAGGAGAUGCCGCCGCUGCCGCAGGGCUCAAACAAAAAGCUGCUGUGAUUCUGUCCUUGCACAGUUCAGAAGACUUGCACACCUGCCAUCACUUUCCUGGCUAUGGAACAGUUCAGUCCCACUGGAGAUCUGGUCACUGCUGUGGGGUAUGCAGUACUUUCGUGUGCUUGUGCAUGUGUAUGUAUGUGUUUCUUUUAAUAAACCCUGUUAGCUUUUGUUUAUAAA